Messenger RNA from Phytophthora nicotianae INRA-310, 678 nucleotides. RefSeq lists its product as hypothetical. The record is from RefSeq and is a predicted model, not a curated record. Bases 1 to 678 code for a protein of 225 amino acids. Lineage: Eukaryota; Oomycota; Peronosporomycetes; Peronosporales; Peronosporaceae. The transcript has 2 exons.
AUGUCGUUGCAACUUGAGCAUGACCGGCGAGUUUAUUUCCUUGAGCAGCAGGUCAAAGAUCUGGAACAGCAUCUCCGAAGUGAGUGUGAGUCGUCCGUGAAGACCCAAUUCCAGCUCAUGCAGCAAGUUGCCGAUCUGAAAAAGACGCUCCAGCUGAAAGAACAGACAACGAACUACCUAAAUCAACAACUAAAUGAAACGCUGAGUGCGUAUCGAGCACAACGCCAGCGUGCAGACAAGUUGCAGCUCGAAAUCGGCAGCAGCACUGUGCAAAAUCAACGGGAACAAGCGUUGAGAGAGCUUAUCAAACGACAAGUGCAGCAGAUUCGUGAGCAACGGCAGCGUGCAGACCAGUUGCAGCUCGAAAUUGACAGUAAAGCCGUACAAGAUAAACGCGAACAAGCGCUGAAAAAGCAUAUCCAGAAGCAAGAGCAGCAGAUCCGUGAACUGCAGGCAGCUCUUUCGGAAUCUACGUCUCGCUUAAUUGAACAGCAGAAGACGAACGAGCGACUUCAAACGAGUAUUGAGCUGCUGGAAAUGCGCUCUGAGGAUGAGAAUGUGCUGCUUGAAGACGAGCGAGCGCAUUUGGGUGACCAACUAGAGUCAAGUGAUGAAGCGCUGCAGAUUGGGACCGAAGUCCAGGCACCCAUGGCUAGUACGAACGCUGCAACUUCGUGA